AUGGAUCUUACUGGUAUUCUGUUGCUUCUAUUUGGGUGUUAUACAGCCAUGACUGCUAUCUGCCCUACUGACUGGCAGCGAUACGGCGAGUCAUGCUAUUUGCUGAUGAUACAACGUAUGAACUGGACUGAAGCAAAUGAUACCUGCGUCAACUCAAAUGCAGCUCUAGCUGUGCCUAACUCGAAGACAGAACACACUUUUAUCUGGUCCAUGUUCCUGGAAUUCAUCAAUGGGAGUGAGUCAGCUAAACAUCUCUGGAUCGGUUGUUAUUUCAACCAGGAGGCUAGGGGAUGGCAGAACUGUCCAAUGAGGAACGAGUCUAACACCUAUGAGAAUUGGAAGAGAAACAACCCAGAGCAUGACGAGCCUGCCACGGAUUGCGUUGCUAUGAACUGGAAACACAAUGGUCAAUGGGUUGACAACCAGUGCGCUUGGAAAUAUUUUUCUGUCUGUGAGCUCCAAGUUGACACCACCCCUCACUCAUUCUGCCUUCAGACCGGUACCGAUGGUCGCAUCAAGUCCCAGUGUCUGGUCGGUCACGUCAUGAAGGAGCUACGGGCUGAUGGUGUGGUGUCGUGCGGGAAUGCGUGCCGAUCAGAGCCCCGAUGUCGCUCCUUCAAUCUGCUUAUGAAGCAAGGUCCAGGGGAUAUGGUUUGUCAGCUGAACAACGCGACUCGUCAUGAAGCGACUGUUGUGAAUAUGAUGAAGAAUGAAAACCGCUUCUAUUUCGAUCCGUAG
Messenger RNA from Asterias rubens (European starfish), 738 nucleotides. RefSeq names its product asialoglycoprotein receptor 2-like. The coding region runs from base 1 to 738 and encodes 245 amino acids. The transcript has a single exon. Gene Ontology annotation, molecular function: signaling receptor activity. The record is from RefSeq and is a predicted model, not a curated record. NCBI's taxonomy places the organism in Eukaryota, Metazoa, Echinodermata, Asteroidea, Forcipulatida, Asteriidae.